This is a messenger RNA of Plenodomus lingam JN3, 1935 nucleotides long. RefSeq lists its product as uncharacterized. The record is from RefSeq and is a predicted model, not a curated record. Lineage: Eukaryota; Fungi; Ascomycota; Dothideomycetes; Pleosporales; Leptosphaeriaceae.
AUGUUGUCUUUGCUGGUACUCCUGGCACCACUGGUGGCAGCUCAUGGUCACGUCGAAAAGGUGAUUGCCGAUGGCGUUACCUAUCAAGGCUGGAACGCUGCGUUGAGGUAUCAGAAUCCCAUUCCUGCAACUGUCGGCUGGCAAGCAGACAACCUCGACAACGGCUUCGUCGAACCCAGUCGCUUUGGAAGCGCAGAUAUCGUCUGCCACAAGCUCGGGAAGAGCAAUGGCGCCUAUGUCGCUGUUAAGCCAGGCAGCAAAGUAACCUUCCAGUGGGACACAUGGCCCGUCUCCCACGCUGGCCCAGUCCAAGAAUACAUAGCCCCUUGCAACGGCGACUGCGGCUCCGUAACCCCAACCUCCCUCCGAUGGACCAAGGUCCAAUCCAGCGCCUAUAAAUCUGGUAGUAACCCAGGGAACUGGGUCACCGACGACCUGAUCAAGAACAACUUCAGCUGGGAUCUCACAAUCCCCAACCUCGCACCGGGCAAGUACGUCGUCCGGCACGAAAUCAUUGCCCUGCAUGCGGCCGGACAGCCCAACGGCGCCCAGGCCUACCCGCAGUGCAUCAAUAUCGAGGUUGGGGGCAGUGGCACUGUCAAGUUGGAUGGGGGAGUCCCAGCUACGAGCUUUUAUAAGGCGACGGACCCGGGGAUUGUGUUUUCGCUGUAUAGGUCGUUUGAUGGGUAUCCGAUUCCCGGGCCGGAGGUGAAGAAGUUGGCGAAGCGAGGGGAGGCAAACAAGUCACUUCCCCUAGAGUUCAUUCUCACCUUCACCCAUCCCCCGCUAGUCAUAUUACCGCUCACCACCCAUCUCACUGCGAAAUCCAAGCUGCUCCUUUGCCUUUCCACAGUAUAUACAACAACAAACUUACAGUCCCCAAACAACACCACCGCCUCCAUCAUGGUCACGCCGACACCCCAAUUAACCCUCUCGAUCUCACCACCACCACACCUGCUCCUCUCCCCUCCACCCAAUCAUCCAACCCGCACCGCUUCAAUGACCCCACCGCCCAUCCAAACUGUCCGACCAACCGCACCAGCGACAAACAACGCCGUAUCCCCAACCUAUCACACGUUCGCCGCAGAGCACGCUGCUCCCUCCCCCCUCGCACACUCAGUUUUACAUUCAUCUCCACACGACCAGCAGCAUGACCACAUCGACCCCAUCUCACCAUCCACAUACACAACAUCGCCAAUGACUCCGACAUCACCAGUCCUGACGCCCGUCUCACCUCGCGCAGAACUCGCAUCACCGAUUGUAUCUGCCCGGCUUGCGUUUCCCUUGCCGCCACUGCCUGUAUACAAUACGGCUGCCCAGGAGACGGAGAUUGGGACUGCAGCUACGACGGCGACGGCGACAGAAACCAGGAACAACAUGCAACAGACACAGUGUUGCACAGCUUUCCCCAAUGCCUUACCUCCGCGCCCGCAGCGGAAGAAGGCGGGUAUGAUUAAGCGAUUGUUUGAGCGGAGAGGGGAGCGGGGUGGACAUGGAGAUGGGGAUGUGGAAAUGGGGGAUAUGGCUGGUAGGACGAGUGUUGUUGUUUCUGCUGGGUCUGGCCAUCGGGAUAAUCGUUAUCGUGCGCAGAGCACUACAACCGGCACACUCACCACCCCUAUCCUGAUGCCUACCAACGGUCCCUCAAUCGGUCCCUCGAAUGCUACCACUGGUCGCCGCUACAGCAUGUACCGUCGUCUCGGGAUAUUGCUUGUCGCGGCGUUGGUGUCGUGUGUGCUGCUGUUUGCGAUUGUGGGGCUGGUGUUGUAUUUGGUGAAGUAUAGGAGGAAACAGGAGGGGGGCCCUGGUCUUGUUGCGGGCGGGAAGGGAGCUGGGGAGAGUGGGAAGGGGGUUGGUGAGAGUUAUAGUGGUCUUGCGGAGAGUGAGAAUGGGAUUAUGGAGGUGCUGACGAGGAUUGGCGGGGUUGGUGGGUGA